Knipowitschia caucasica is the source of this 390-nucleotide messenger RNA. The record is from the annotation of a GenBank genome assembly. NCBI's taxonomy places the organism in Eukaryota, Metazoa, Chordata, Actinopteri, Gobiiformes, Gobiidae.
AUGACAUAUCAAUAUCAGGCAGUUGCAGCAGUCAGUGAGGAAGAGGAGGAGGAGGUGAUGGAGGAAGAGGAGGAAGAGGAGGAGGAAGAAGAAGAGGAGGAGGAGGAGGAAGAGGAGGAGGAAGAAGAGGAGGUGGUGGAGGAAGAGGAGGAGGAGGUGGAGGAAGAGGAGGAGGAGGGAGAGGAGGAGGAGGGAGAGGAGGAGGGAGAGGAGGAGGGAGAAGAGGAGGUGGAGGAAGAGGAGGAAGAAGAGGAGGAAGAAGAGGAGGAGGAAGAAGAGGAGGAGGAGGAGGAGGAAGAAGGGGUGGUGGAGGAGGAGGAGGAGGAGGAGGAGGAGGAGGGAGAAACUGAGAUUGUCUAUCAACGUUACACAGUCUUAUGUAGAGAGUGA